AUGAACCAGGUGAUUUCCUUGGUGGUAAGAUCGAAUUUGACUCAAGACGAAAUGGCAAAUCCCCUCAACGACGUAAAAGAGCUUGAUUAUGUGAAGAUUCUGAACAAGGUUCUUCCCGAAGAUAUAAGAAUUCAUUCCAUUUGUUUGAGACCACCAGAGGGAUUUGAUGCUAGGUUUUCCUGUCUAUCCAGACACUAUAAAUAUUUCUUUGAGCAAGCGAAUUUGAAUAUUGAGAAGAUGCAACAGGCUGCAUCUUAUUUUGUUGGCGAACAAGAUUUCCGGAACUUCUGCAAGGUAGACGGAUCCAAGCAGAUUGUCAACUACAAACGAAAAAUCAUUUCCUCGUCCAUAGAAAGAACAAAAUUUGGACACAAGACCUAUGUUUUCAGUCUCAGGGGAUCAGCAUUUCUUUGGCAUCAGGUGAGAUCCAUGAUGUCGAUUUUGUUUUUAGUCGGCCAAGAACUAGAGGAGCCUGAAAUAGUGAGAAAGCUUCUUGACGUUAAACUCUUUCCAGGCCGUCCAAAUUACACAAUUGCCAGUCCUCUUCCUUUGGUUUUGUAUGAUUGCGAGUUCGACCAUAGUGUGGUGUGGUCGAAAACUCUUACCUCAGACAGAAUUCAAUUCACAAAAUUCAACCAGAUAUGGGUAGAUUUAGGGGCCAAAUACACGAUCGCUACCACGAUGAAACAUGUUAUCGAACCAAGUGAAGAAAGGUCAAAAAAUGGUUCAAAUAAUUAUAGUACGCCAGGCAAACAUUCCUAUACACGCAUUGAACAGCGGGAAUGUCUUGAGGCACCAGACAAUAUAAAUAAAAGAUGGCUUCGGAAUAGGGCUCCUGGCUGUAAAUAA
Messenger RNA from Ogataea parapolymorpha DL-1, 849 nucleotides. RefSeq names its product tRNA pseudouridine(38/39) synthase. The record is from RefSeq and is a predicted model, not a curated record. The coding region runs from base 1 to 849 and encodes 282 amino acids. Gene Ontology annotation, biological process: tRNA pseudouridine synthesis; mRNA pseudouridine synthesis. The transcript has a single exon. Gene Ontology annotation, cellular component: cytoplasm; nucleus. Lineage: Eukaryota; Fungi; Ascomycota; Pichiomycetes; Pichiales; Pichiaceae. Gene Ontology annotation, molecular function: pseudouridine synthase activity; RNA binding.